AUGGCGAUUGUAGGAGAUGCUGAACGAAAUGAAAAAGAACAACGCGCAGCAAAGGAACGUGGUGAAGAUACAUCUCAUUGGAUCCAUCUAGACGAUGACGAGUAUGUUCUAGCGGACAAAAAGACUUAUAUCGAUUUCGUUAAACGCACUUUCGCUGCUCCGGAUGAAGAAGCACGGACAAAAUUAAGGCGGGAGAGUGCCCGUCGAUUGUAUGGAUCAAAGGCUGAGCAGAUUUUGGCCAUGGAGACACUGAUGGAUAUGCGAUUCGAGCAGGAAUAUGCCAGAAAACGACCACCGCUGUGGCCUAAUAUUCCGCUGAAAUUAUGA
Molecule: messenger RNA, 327 nt
Organism: Haemonchus placei
Lineage: Eukaryota; Metazoa; Nematoda; Chromadorea; Rhabditida; Trichostrongylidae
Source: the annotation of a GenBank genome assembly